GCGAUCGAGUUGAAAAGCCAACAGUUUUAGAUGUAGGUUAGUCAGUGCAUAUAAUGCUGUUUCCCGCGACUCAUCAGAUGCGGAUGCCAUAAGGAAAUGGCUUCAUUGGUGGACUACGAAGACUCGGACUCUGAAGAUGCAUCUUCUGAGGGAGAAGUCUCCUUCAGCAGUCAGGGUGAAGCUGGGAUUACACAGCUCCUGACGGACAAGAAAACAUUGUCAUUUCUACCUCAAACAUCCAGACCUGACACUGCAACUGGAGGAUACACCACAGCACAAUACACCGAUUUGACGGUUUCAGGUCCUCUGGAGCAGCUGGUUCAUCCUGACCAAGCUCCUCUAAAGUUCUCAGGAAACAGAGCGGUCCAGACACAACCCUCCCACCCAGCAUGGCACAGCUCGGCGGGCUUAAGCGCUGUCAAACGACCCCGAGCCGCUCCGGCAGGGGUCAGGCCUUACGUUCCGAAGAGACAGAGGACGUCGAUAUCCAUCCGGCCGACGGCCCGCCCGACCGAGGCUUCUGCCGAGGUCGAGACGUCUCCCACGCGCGCGAAAUCGCUCACUGAGGUGUCAGAGAGAGUGCAGCCGUUCUUAGGACGAAAGAGAGGGAGGACGGAGUUGUCCAGACAUCUUCUGCUUCACCUCCGGGGCCACCUGGGUCCGGUCAACACGGUCCAGUGGUGUCCGGCCCUCCACCUCAGCCAUCUGCUUCUCUCCGCCUCCAUGGACAAGACUGUCAAGGUUUGGGACGGCGUCGGGAGCGGCCGAUGCCUCCAGACGUAUUCGGUUCAUGGCGGUGCGGUUCGGGACGCGUGUUGGUUGCCUUGUGGCCGUCGCCUUCUCUCCGGUUCCUUCGAUGGCACAGCUGUCGUGUCAGAUGUGGAGACAGGUCAGGAGGUCAGCAGAGUGCAACCUCAUUUUAAGGUGACCUGCCUUGCCCUUCAGCCCAGUGACCCUAAUGUCUUCUUGUGUGGGGGUUUCAGCUCAGAGGUUAUGGCAUGGGACACGCGCUCCUGUAAGAUGGUCCGAGUGUACAAAGCUGGGAUCCAACAGACCCUGGACAUUUUGUUCUUGAGUAAAGGCACAGAGUUUGUAACCAGCACGGAUUCCGUCAGUCGCGACUCCGCUGAUCGCACACUAAUCGCCUGGGACUUCGAAACCACUGCCAAAGUCUCCAACCAGAUUUUCCAUGAACGAUACACCUGUCCAAGCUUGGCGCUUCACCCUGAAGAAGACCUAUUUGUAGCUCAGACCAAUGGGAAUUACAUAGCAUUGUUCUCCACACAAAGGCCCUACAGAAUGAACAAUAGGAAACGCUACGAAGGACACAAGGUGGAGGGUUAUGCCGCGCAGUGCGAGUACUCCGCCGACGGUACGGUGUUGGUCACGGGCAGUUCCACCGGCUCUGUUCACUAUUACGACAGUCAGAACACGCAGACUCUGCACACGCUACACGCUCACCAGGAGGCCUGCGUGGGUGUGUCUUUCCAUCCUGUGAUCCCCGCCGUCCUGGCCACGUGUGACUGGGGUGGAGAGAUCAAAAUCUGGAACUGAGAACCGAUGGGAG
Messenger RNA from Chanos chanos (milkfish), 1567 nucleotides. RefSeq names its product WD repeat domain 25 (gene wdr25). Gene Ontology annotation, molecular function: protein binding. Lineage: Eukaryota; Metazoa; Chordata; Actinopteri; Gonorynchiformes; Chanidae. The coding region runs from base 97 to 1554 and encodes 485 amino acids. The transcript is spliced from 7 exons. The record is from RefSeq and is a predicted model, not a curated record.